CUGUUGGCGGUCACUGGAACCAGAACGCUGACAAGCGCUCCACACGAUUCGGCUCAGUCUGUGUUGCGAAGUCAAAGAGUGCACAACGUCACGAACAGCUGAUACCCGGAUACCUCGCCAGAAAUGUCACGAAAGUAUUGUGUUCGGUGAUCAUGAAUAUUCUGAAAUAGUUGUUUUUGUGUGAAAAAGUGCUGUGAUUAUUGUUCCAACGCAAGGAUUUCAUUUGUGGAUUUGUAGGAUAAGUUUUCUGCUCGUUAUGAUUGCGUCAAAUGGAAACCAGUAUAUCAGACCGGAGUACCUGACUCCUCUGCCUACAACAUUGGAUGCGAAGAAGAGCCCCCUGGCGCUGCUGGCUCAGACCUGCAGCCAAAUUGGAGCGGACACUCCUGGAGGUAAAUCGCUGCUGCCGCCACUCGACAAAACUAAGAAAACCGAAUCAAGGGACAAAAUCUCACCUUCGUCUUCAGUUAGCAGUUGUUCACCCAACACUACCAAGUCGAGCUUCAAACCGUACGAGUUGCAGCCGUACAAGGAGCAGCAGGAUGAGAGGGUGGCCAGCCGCGUGAGGACGCCGCUGAAGACGCCGACGCCAGCUCAGAACGGCGCCCGCUGUCCUAGCAACCAGAGCGCCGGCUCACCGCGAGCCUCGCCCGGCAGCCGCAAGACUCCCACUGCUACCAACCAGGAUGCCAAAGGAACCACCGUCGUCGAGAACGGACCGUCCUCCUCGUCUUCAUCUAGUCCCUCUAAGGUGGAAGUCACCAAGUUACCGACAGUCACCACCUCAGCCCCAAGCUACCUGAACGGCUACCCUGGUCCAUCUCCACUGGAUGUGAUGGCCUCCAGUCUGCUCAGUCACCCCCUGAAGGCAGCCUCCGUCAACCCCUACUUGAACUAUUCUCGACUGAAGGCCGGCGAAGGUUUGGUGCCCCCCGUGUGCCGGGACCCCUACUGCACUGGCUGCCAACUCAACUCACACCUUCUGGCAGCGAGUGGCAAGGGGGGUGCCCCCUGCCCCGCCGGCUGCACCCAGUGUGAUGGAAAGUCGGGCUUCCUGCCUCACAGCUCAGCUGUAGCAGCCGCUUAUGCGCAUGCGCAACUCGCAGCUCUGGCUGCUGCCUCUCAACUACCCUACGUCUGUUCUUGGAUUGCUGGUGAUGCGGCUUAUUGUGGAAAACGCUUCUCCACUUCCGAGGAGCUUCUCCAGCACCUCCGCACGCACACAUCAGACUCACUGCUCACGUCACCAUCUGCAGGAGUCUUGCAUCGCACCUAUCCGACCCCCCCUCUCAGCCCCCUAUCCAGUCCCCGCUAUCACCCCUAUGGAAAACCGCCUCUUCUACCGCCUUCGCUGAGCUCUGCCUUUCCUCUUCAUCCCCAUCCUGGACUUCCUCCCUACUUCUCGCCAUACUCGUUGUAUGGUCCUCGCUUAGGAGCAUCUCCCGGCAUGCAUCCAUAAGACUGUGAUCACUUGUAGUUGUUAAACGCUUUCUAUUUGUUUUGUGUGGAGUCCUAUCUGUACACGCUGCAAGCCUUCAUUCGAAUGCCAAUCUGGCUGACUGUUUUAAUAUUUGAUUCCAUUUUGUCUUGCAGAGACAAAGUUGUCUAUGGUGUGACCCGCAUGUCAUCAUAAUCAUUACUUUAACGUUAUACAAUAUGUAUCUCAACGUUAUGAGUGGAAAAUACAAAAAUAUGCUCAUUUUCCAAGUAGUUUCUUGAAUUUUGAACCACAAAUCCAUUAUUAUCUAUCAACAGUAAUUCUGAUGCCAUCAUAAUAAAGAAUGAUUUGUUACUAAAAUGUGUACAUAAAAAUAAUUAAUAAGAAUAUUCAUGCUCUAGGUUUUCAUGAGUUAUUUGUAUAAAUUGUAGAUCUGUCUAUAUUUUUAAAUGUAAUUAAUAGUGUAUUUGAUGCGAGUUAGUGUAUGAAAUGAUGAGAAUCAUGUUGUAGCCAAAGUUUUAUUAAUGUCUUCUAGGUUCGUCGCAAAAAACCUAAGAGCUGAUUAUUGAUCUAAAGUUAUUUCUUAUUGUUACCUCUACGUUCGCCCUCCCAUAUUUGCAAAUCCAUUUGUUGUAGAAUACCUAUGAACUGCAACGUUUUCUGUAAGAGCUCAUUAUAAAUUGAUUUAUGCUUAUUUAAACUAUCAAAAUACUAAAUCGUUUGACGUUCUCUUAUAUUAUUGAGAAUACUUCACAUAAGUAAGGUUAAUGUAUGUUUUAAUAGAAUCUCAAUUAUUCUUGUAAUAUGUUAGUUUUAAUGUUGUUAAUGAAUUAAUCUAGUGUGCAAUAGAAAUAUCUAUGAAUAAAUAUUCUGUUGAUCUUUACAAUAUUGAAAUAGGAAGCUAUAACAAGUAAUUUUGUUCAAGUAAGUUUCCACUUUUACCAGUGUAUUAUGUCUUCUAUCCACCUUUCCAAUUGCUGCAAUUUUUUCUGUAAGUAAUCUUCGACGCCCACUUCCUAUUCAAUCGAGACCUGUGCUUAUUCUAUAGUGUCCAAAGUUGAAUUUGAAAACUAUUUCAUUACUCGUACAUUCAUGAAAUGCAUCUGUUUAUCAAUAUGACACUUAUAUUAUAAUAUAUAUUAUAAGCCAUUUAAUUUCCUGAUCCGUCUAUGUUAUAUAAGUUAUUGGUGAUAAAAUUUCAAAAAUUUGUUCAAUAAAGUUAUUAUAAUUGAA
Molecule: messenger RNA, 2671 nt
Organism: Nilaparvata lugens (brown planthopper)
Lineage: Eukaryota; Metazoa; Arthropoda; Insecta; Hemiptera; Delphacidae
Gene: elB
Product: zinc finger protein Elbow
Exons: 2
Coding region: 257-1459 (400 amino acids)
Biological process (GO): negative regulation of DNA-templated transcription
Cellular component (GO): nucleus
Source: RefSeq, a predicted model, not a curated record